This is a messenger RNA of Drosophila serrata, 493 nucleotides long. It is a transcript of the gene Lamtor2, whose product is annotated as Late endosomal/lysosomal adaptor, MAPK and MTOR activator 2. Lineage: Eukaryota; Metazoa; Arthropoda; Insecta; Diptera; Drosophilidae. Gene Ontology annotation, molecular function: guanyl-nucleotide exchange factor activity; molecular adaptor activity. The record is from RefSeq and is a predicted model, not a curated record. Gene Ontology annotation, biological process: positive regulation of TOR signaling.
GUGAAUGCUGUUUUAUUGUUAUUUUUCUUUCUUUUGCACAUUAAAAACAUAAAAAAUGCUGAAACCCAAAGCUUUGACGCAGGUACUCAGCCAGGCCAACACUGGGGGCGUGGAGAACACACUCCUGCUUAGCCAGGAGGGUGCUCUCCUGGCCUACUCCGGGUACGGCGACAAGGAUGCCCGAAUUACGGCCGCCAUUGCCAGCAACAUAUGGGCGGCAUACGAGAAGCACGGGAGGAAUGCAUUUCGCGAGGACCGCCUCACCUUUGUACUGAUCGAUUGCGAAAACGGUCAUGUGGCCAUCACCCAGGUGGCCAGUGUGCUGCUGUGCUUGUAUGCCAAGCAGACUGUGGGACUGGGCCUGCUGAAGCAAAAGGCCAUGUCGCUGGCCUCGUAUUUGGAGCGACCGCUGAAGCAGAUCUCUGCCUCGUAAAGAUAAUGCGUUGUGCGAUAUACAUAGAAGAUGGCGAACUGAAUAUAUUUAUAAGUGUUU